Molecule: messenger RNA, 1980 nt
Organism: Zasmidium cellare ATCC 36951
Lineage: Eukaryota; Fungi; Ascomycota; Dothideomycetes; Mycosphaerellales; Mycosphaerellaceae
Exons: 3
Coding region: 1-1980 (659 amino acids)
Molecular function (GO): ATP hydrolysis activity
Source: RefSeq, a predicted model, not a curated record
AUGACCACCUUGGAAGAGCAGAGACGCACUGCCACGGACUUUGGGAGCCAUUCCCUUCUGAUUCAUCCUAAUGGCCAGACCCUGGACUUGGCAACAGGCUACAUUCCCUUACUGUCGACAUUUUCGCAUGAAGACAAGGCAGCCAAGGGGUUGAGGAAGGGCAAGACGAGUGAUGAACGAGACAAUCCGGUGUACUUGUCUGCUCUGGAACUGGUGCGUGACAACCAGAUCCUCUUGCUAAGCGGGCCCAGUGGUUGCGGGAAGACGACGUUUGCGAAGCAUUUGUGCUUCCGUGUUGCGACUCAGAGCCUGCCGACAUCUGCCCCAAUCAUUAGGAACGAAGCCAGCGAACUCCACGAUGAGGUCUGGAAUACCAAUGGCUUACUGCCUUGCUAUUUCGACAUCGGCGACGCUCAGGCAUUGGAGACGCUUACGCAUCAAACCAUUCCCAAGCUCCUAAGCCCCGUAUCACGGACGAGAUAUGCUGGACUUGUCAUAGUGAUUGACACAAUUGAACGUGCUGAAAAUCAGGCUUCACAACUCCUCGGAGCCCUGAUUUCAAAGCUUCUGGACGAGAAGACGACCAACCAUCGCCUUGUCAUCCUCGCCGAGAGAUGUGCUGCGGAGAGCCUCAAUCUGCCAUCAGUCGUCGCGAGACAUUCUAUAUCCCCUCUGCUGCUCGCCCAGCGGCGCCUCAAGAUCAGUGAGCUGACACAGGACCAACCUGAUCGGGUCGACUAUGCUCUUGGCGCAGCCGCUCGAGAUCCGACCAUCUUUGCUCUGGCUUUCCAGAUCACCGACGCUGGCGAUCAGGCUGAGACGGUAUUAGAUGCAUGGCUGCCCAAAGUUUCCAAAGACGAUAAGCAUUGUGCCGAGCUUGAGGCGUACGCCUUGCAACAAAUACACCGUGAACUCGGUCUUCAGUCGGAGCUUCGUACUACUGCAAAUGGCAGACCCAUAGAUGUACCCUUGUUUGCUUUGAAAACCAAAAUCCGUCAACUGCUCGCUGCUCGUCCCCUAUCGAGGCUUCCGUCUCGGGCCACGGUCGAUUUCUUUCGCCAGGACCCCAUUCGAACGGCGGAUGUAUUGCGGAGCAUACUCGUACGUCUUGGGUCUUCCGCGACGUUCGAGGACUUAGCUUCACUCCUGAUGCAAGGCUCUGGAACGGCUGUGCAGCACAUCUUGCCUCUCGGUGAUCGGAUGAAGGCUGGUGGUGUCUUGUCCCUGCUGGGUGAUCCUCGUGAUCUGUCUGCCUUAGCGUUCGUACCCGUCGAUGCCUUCCGCAUCGGAGUGUACACCGUCACUAUUGGCGAGUAUCUCAAAUUCAUCAUGGAGACAAAGCGGGAAUGGACCAGCCCUGACAAGAAUCAUCCCAAGAAACAGAACGUACCUGCGACGGACCUGACUUGGUUCGAUGCCCAAGCAUACUGUGCAUGGCUUACACAGAAGUGGCACGAGUCUGGCAAGAUCCAACCCAACGAAGAAGUCCGCCUCCCUACAGAACCCGAGUGGGAGCGAGCAGCACGCGGAGACAUCAUCAGCGUCCAGUCUAAAGAAACAUACAUAUACCCCUGGGGCACCAUUUGGCAACCAGACCACUCCGACUCCGAAGAAACUGGCCUGAACCAGCCAUGCCCCGUGGGCCUUUUCCCGAAAGGCCGCUCCCCGUACGGCUGUCACGACAUGGCAGGAAAUGUGUGGGAAUGGUGUACCACGCUUUGGGGCGAAGACAUGGCGACUCCUCGUUUUCGGUACUCAUGGCGGCAGGAUGAUGGACGUGAGGAUCAGGAAGCCCCUGUGACGGUGCGCAGGGUGUUGAGGGGUGGGUGCUUUUCGAGCGGUAUGGCGAAAGCGAAUUGUACGUAUCGUGGGAGUUUGGAGCCUACAGGGCGGUGGCGAGGCAAUGGUUUUCGGGUUGUUAUUGCAAAGCGGCAAAUCAGACAGGAUACAACAAAAGACGCAGACUCGUUGCGACGUUGA